AUGAAGGCCGUCUUCGUUUUGAUGGCCCUAGCGGUUGUUGCGGCGGCUCAAACAACGCGUGCCCCUUCGCCUCCUACUCGCGCCUGUCCUACAUACGACCCUUGCAACUGCAAACCCAAUGCGCAGGCUGAAAAUUAUUACGAUCGUGACGGCUGCCUUCAGUGCCGCUGUGUGGCUGUCGAGGUACCCACGACGACCACAACCACUCGCCGUCCCACCACCACCACCACCACCACUACUCGCCCCACGACGACGACGACCACUACCACUCGUCGCCCCACCACCACUACCACCACUACCACUCGCCCCACGACGACGACGACCACUACCACUCGUCGCCCCACCACCACUACCACCACUACCACUCGCCCCACGACGACGACCACUACCACUCGUCGCCCCACCACCACCACCACUACCGAGGCUCCCUGCCCAACCUACAACCCCUGCAACUGCAAGCCCAAUGCCGAACCCGAGAACUAUUAUGAUCGCGAUGGCUGCCUGCAGUGCCGCUGUGUUGCUAUCGAAGUGCCAACCACCACGACCACCACGCGCCGUCCCACGACCACCACGACCACCACGCGCCGUACUACCACAACUACCACCACGCGUCCCACGACAACCACGACUACCACUCGUCGUCCCACCACUACGACCACCACUACUCGCCCCACCACUACCACGACCACCACCACGCGCCCCACGACCACCACGACUACCACUCGCCGAGCUACGACGACCACUACAACUCAAGCGGCCCCCACGACCACCACGACGACCACUCGCCGUCCCACGACGACCACCACGACUCAGGCUGCACCUGAGACGACCACGACGACCACUCGCCGUCCCACGACCACGACCACCCAGGCCGCACCCGCCACCACGCGUCGUUCUGAUCGCGAAGCUUUUAACGACGAAUUUUUCCUUUCCAGCUACGCCUACGAUGGUGACGAUGUUUACCUCGUGUCGGGGGCAGAGGCUGGCUUUCAGCUGGUGCCUGGCUUCUCCGAAGGCCUCAAGUUCAAGAGUGGAAAGACACCUGGCGCAUGCGACUCUGUGCGCGUGAGCCUCUGCUCUGACUCGCUCAACCAGAACUGCUUCAAGGCAUACCCUUGCUCGUCGGGCGAGUGCUUCAUGUUUGAGGACGUGGAGCGUGAGGAAGCCUUUGAGAACCUGAAGAAGAAGGCCAAGCUUUUUGCCUACUGUGAAAAUGGCCAGUCCUUCUUUGAUUUGGACAAGAGCGAGCAGAAGCAGGUGUCCAAGGCCUUUGAGCGCUAUCUGAACAAGAAGUGUGACAUCCAUGAUUGUCAAUUUGAUUCGGCCCGCCGCCACAUCAGUGGCGAUGGUGAUGACUCUGAAUUCAAGGUUCCCGUCGACAGCAAGGCGACCCGCAAGGCCGUCAAGAAGUGCAUCCGCAAAGCCGCGCGCAACCUCGAGAACCAGUUUGGCUCGUGCACCAUCUUUGACGAUCCCGUUACCGUUUAA
Messenger RNA from Monosiga brevicollis MX1, 1488 nucleotides. RefSeq lists its product as uncharacterized. NCBI's taxonomy places the organism in Eukaryota, Choanoflagellata, Craspedida, Salpingoecidae. The transcript is spliced from 2 exons. The record is from RefSeq and is a predicted model, not a curated record. The coding region runs from base 1 to 1488 and encodes 495 amino acids.